Messenger RNA from Ricinus communis (castor bean), 1001 nucleotides. RefSeq lists its product as uncharacterized. The coding region runs from base 132 to 674 and encodes 180 amino acids. The transcript has 5 exons. The record is from RefSeq and is a predicted model, not a curated record. NCBI's taxonomy places the organism in Eukaryota, Viridiplantae, Streptophyta, Magnoliopsida, Malpighiales, Euphorbiaceae.
GGGUUCAGCGACAGGAGUAACAAUGAGCACAGAGAAGCAGCAAAAGAGAGGACCUCCACAUAUUAUCAGAUUAGACAAGGCGUUUAAAUUGGCUGAACAAUGGGUUAAUAUCAUGAGUAAAGAUGUGAAAGAUGAACCGUCCUUCUGGGCUAGGGCUUGGAGCAAAAGUUGUUUGUCAGUCGAGAGUCAAAUAUCUAAUUGAGCCGGUUGAAAGGAAGUUGCGUGCUAAAUUGGAAGCUGGAAAAAGGAAGGCUGCCAAAAGUAUUGAGGAAUGCAGUGCUAACAAUGAUGUUGAUCAUGCGGACAGCGACGAGGAGUUAGAAAGCAGAACUAAUGGAUUCACCAAGAAGAUAAAGGGUACUCCUCCAAGUUCAUCUCUACAGAUGAAGCAUCCUGAACAAGUUCACCAGGAGAAGAUGAAGGAAUCAGAGUAUAGUUCCCCAGGAGAAUCCGAAUCACAGCUGCAUAAAAGAGAAAUUAAUGCUGCUCCAGAUCGAUAUGGUAUAAAGCCAGGAAGACAUUACUAUGGGGUUGAUCGGAGUAGUGUAUUUGAGAAAAAGAUGUUUUACAUGUUGAAUGAAAAACGAGCUGCUACAGGAAAGGAGAGUGAGCUUAUUAUGUAUGGAGAUCUUGCAAAUUCAAAGCUAUUGUGUGGAGAACAAAGAAUUGAGUGACAUCUGAUAAUCAAGGAGGGAGCUCGAGGAGUGACACCUUUAUUUUCUGCACUGGAUGUGCACAGAAAAAGUUUUGUGCUCCUGAAACUGUGUUUUAGCGUUCUUGUGUGUAGAUCAAUGGAGGCAAAACGUGGCUAUGGUUCUUGCUUGAGACUGUCAUAAAUUUCCCAAAAAUGAAACAUCUGGGCCAGUCAGCCAAGAAAAUUCAUGCACUGCCAAGCUUUGGCGACUAUUAUUGGGGCAAUGCUUGUGUGCAAUGCUUGUAAUACGGCUAGUUUCUUGUUUUUCCAUCGAAUUUAGAUGAAAUAUAAUCUGCAGUCAAAACGA